CAAAACUCAAAAAGCAAACAAAACAAACGGCAGCUGGGUCAUGGUCACCAGCUCACCAUGACGGCGAACAAGAAGCCCUCGCGUGGUGCCGUCGCGGCGCCCACCACGCCGCUCUCCCCUGUUUCCUCCUCCUCCUCGACGUCCUGCGGGGGCUCCCGCAUUGUGCCGUCCUGCCCAGCGCGGAGCCACAAGAAGAAGGCGAGGGCCAGGAGCGGCAUCGGCGACGCCGUCCUUGUACACUCGAUGAGGGGAUCGUCUGUCUACAGAGGCGUGAGCAGGCACCGGUCCUCGGGGAAGUACGAGGCGCAUCUGUGGGACAAGAGAGUCCGGGACAGGAGAGGCAGGCAGGUUUAUUUGGGAUCUUAUCACACGGAGGAAGCCGCAGCCCGCACCUACGAUCUCGCGGCGCUCAAGUACUGGGGAUCACACUGCGGGCUGCUCAACUUCCCGGUGGACACGUACAAGCAGGAGUGUGAGAAGAUGCAGCGCAUGACGAGAGAGGAGUACAUCGCCAGCCUGAGGCGCGUGAGCAGUGGCUUCACCAGGGGCGUCUCCAAGUACAGGGGAGUGGCAAAGCAUCACCAGAACGGGCGGUGGGAGGCGAGGAUAGGUUACGCUAACGGCAGGAAAUACCUCUACUUGGGAACAUUCGGAACGCAGGAAGAGGCAGCCAGGGCCUACGACCUGGCGGCGAUACAGCGGCGCGGCCUCGGCGCCGUCACCAACUUCGACGCCCGCUGCUACACGGACGAACACCUGCAGUCGCAGCCGCGACCCUGCAGCUGCAAGGCCGAGCCCGACCCGGAGCCGGAGCCGGAGCCGGCAGCAGCGGCUCGUCCAUGCCCCGCGGCGCCGCUGCCGCUGCUGCAGCUGAAGAUCGAGCCCGGGCUUGAUGAUGUCGAGCCCGCGGCCCCGGCGCUCCGCGGCGACAUGGAGCGCGAGGACGUGGACCGGGCCAUCGCCGAGGUCCUGCGGGCGCUCUGCGUGGACCGCGCCGACUUCGAGGCCCGGUACCCGCCCCGCCGCGGCGGCGUGAUCUGGACCUCGGCGCCGGACGACGUGCGUGACCUGCCGGGCCACGUCGGCUUCGAGGACGACAUUGAAGGCGUGCUCUUCGACGACGCGGCCAACGCGGCUUUCUCCGUCUCCUGCGCUGCCGCCACUAUCAGCUCCUUGGCGUCCGGCCGCCGGCGGUGUGUGACGGACGUGCAUGAACACUCGCGCAGGCUUCCGUGUCCUGCCGUGUCUGCUCAGCCUUGUAAGUACUCCGAGCUAGCUUAG
This is a messenger RNA of Brachypodium distachyon (stiff brome), 1281 nucleotides long. Its product is annotated as AP2-like ethylene-responsive transcription factor At1g79700. The transcript has 7 exons. Gene Ontology annotation, molecular function: DNA binding; DNA-binding transcription factor activity. Gene Ontology annotation, biological process: regulation of DNA-templated transcription. The record is from RefSeq and is a predicted model, not a curated record. Bases 58 to 1281 code for a protein of 407 amino acids. Lineage: Eukaryota; Viridiplantae; Streptophyta; Magnoliopsida; Poales; Poaceae.